Molecule: messenger RNA, 6088 nt
Organism: Xyrichtys novacula (pearly razorfish)
Lineage: Eukaryota; Metazoa; Chordata; Actinopteri; Labriformes; Labridae
Source: the annotation of a GenBank genome assembly
AUGCCAGGAACUGAGGAGAGGCUGAAGGACAGGACCUAUGUCUUCCACCGGUACAGCAACCCUAUCUUAGAUUAGGUUUUUCUUUCCUUUUUCUUUCUUUCUUUCUUUCUUUCUUUCUUUCUUUCUUUCUUUCUUUCUUUCUUUCUGUAGGACAGGACCCACGCCAGCCAGCGGAGCUAGUCCACCCUAUUUUCGGCCCUGGCUCGGGUCUCAGUGCGGUAUGACAUUGUCGAUGACUUUAGACUUUAUAAAGUGAAUGAUGGAUUACAUGAAUGACAUGUUGCCGUGGAAACCAGAUUAUGAUUCAAAACAAAACAUUCCGAGUUCCAGAAUCAUCUCAUUGUUCUUCUGCAGCUCUGAGGUCAUCGAUGAUGUCAUGAAGCUUUGAUGUAUAGAAACCAUACCAACCAAACGGCCAGUUCAUCCAACCCAAUCGUCAGACCUGGCUCUGGAGAGCCGGCGUCUCAGGAGAGGCUAAAGGACAGGACCCACGCCAGCCACCACAACAGCAACCCUAUCUCAGGAUAGGUUUUUCUUUCUUUCUUUCCUUUCUUUCUUUCUUUCUUUCUUUCUUUCUUUCUUUCUUUCUUUCUUUCUUUCUGUAGGACAGGACCCACGCCAGCCAGCGGAGCUAGUCCACCCUAUUUUUGGCCCUGGCUCGGGUCUCAGUGCGGUAUGACAUUGUCGAUGACUUUAGACUUUAUAAAGUGAAUGAUGGAUUACAUGAAUGACAUGUUGCCGUGGAAACCAGAUUAUGAUUCAUAACAAAACAUUCCGAGUUGCAGAAUCAUCUCAUAGUUCUUCUGCAGCUCUGAGGUCAUCGAUGAUGUCAUGAAGCUUUGAUGUGUAGAAACCAUUCCAACCAAACGGCCAGUUCAUCCAACCCGAUCGUCAGACCUGGCUCUGGAGGGCCGGGGUCUCAGGAGAGGCGAAAGGACAGGACCCACGCCAGCCACCACAACAGCAACCCUAUCUCAGCCAGCAGAGCCAGUCUACCCAAUCUUCGGGCCCAGCUCUGGAGAACGAUUUUCAGGAGGGGCUGAAGGACAGGACCCAUGUCAGCCACUGGAACAGCAACCCUGUCUUAGAUUAGGUUUUUUUGUUUCUUUUUUCUUUGUUCUUUUCUUCUGAAGGACAGAUCCCAUGCCAGGAACUUAGGAGAGGCUGAAGGACAGGACCUAUGUCUUCCACCGGAACAGCAACCCUAUCUUAGAUUAGGUUUUUCUUUUUCCUUUCUUUCUUUCUUUCUGUAGGACAGGACCCACGCCAGCCAGCAGAGCCAGUCUACCCAAUCUUCGGGCCCAGCUCUGGAGAACGAUGUUCAGGAGGGGUUGAAGGACAGGACCCAUGUCAGCCACUGGAACAGCAACCCUAUCUUAGAUUAGGUUUUUUUGUUUCUUUUUUCUUUGUUCUUUUCUUCUGAAGGACAGAUCCCAUGCCAGGAACUUAGGAGAGGCUGAAGGACAGGACCUAUGUCUUCCAACGGAACAGCAACCCUAUCUUAGAUUAGGUUUUUCUUUCUUUUUCCUUUCUUUCUUUCUUUCUGUAGGACAGGACCCACACCAGCCAGCAGAGCCAGUCUACCCAAUCUUCGGGCCCAGCUCUGGAGAAUGAUUUUCAGGAGGGGCUGAAGGACAGGACCCAUGUCAGCCACUGGAACAGCAACCCUGUCUUAGAUUAGGUUUUUUUGUUUCUUUUUUCUUUGUUCUUUUCUUCUGAAGGACAGAUCUCAUGCCAGGAACUGAGGAGAGGCUGAAGGACAGGACCUAUGUCUUCCACCGGUACAGCAACCCUAUCUUAGAUUAGGUUUUUCUUUCUUUUUCCUUUCUUUCUUUCUUUCUGUAGGACAGGACCCAUGCCAGCCAGCAGAGCCAGUCUACCCAAUCUUCGGGCCCAGCUCUGGAGAACAAUGUUCAGAAGGGGCUGAAGGACAGGACCCAUGUCAGCCACCUGAACAGCAACCUUAUCAUAGAUAAGGUUUUUCUUUCUUUUUUCUUUCUGAAGAACAGGACCAACGCCAGGCAGCAGACCCAGUCCACCCGGUCGUCGGGCCCAGCUCCAGAAAAAAGGGGCCUCAGAAGAGGCUGUAGGACAGGACCCAUGCCAGCCACCAGACAAGGACCCAUGCCAGCCACCAGACAAGGACCCAAUCAUAGAAUAGGUUUUUUUUUUCUUUUUCUUUUUCUUUCUGAAGGACAGGACCCAUGCCAGCCAGCAGAGCAAGUCCACCCGAUUGUCGGGACUGGCUUUAUAGCACAUGCCUCAGGAAAGCCUGAAGGACAGGACCCAUGUCAGCCACUGGAACAGCAACCCUGUCUUAGAUUAGGUUUUUUUGUUUCUUUUUUCUUUGUUCUUUUCUUCUGAAGGACAGAUCCCAUGCCAGGAACUGAGGAGAGGCUGAAGGACAGGACCUAUGUCUUCCACCGGUACAGCAACCCUAUCUUAGAUUAGGUUUUUCUUUCCUUUUUCUUUCUUUCUUUCUUUCUUUCUUUCUUUCUUUCUUUCUGUAGGACAGGACCCACGCCAGCCAGCGGAGCUAGUCCACCCUAUUUUCGGCCCUGGCUCGGGUCUCAGUGCGGUAUGACAUUGUCGAUGACUUUAGACUUUAUAAAGUGAAUGAUGGAUUACAUGAAUGACAUGUUGCCGUGGAAACCUGAUUAUGAUUCAAAACAAAACAUUCCGAGUUCCAGAAUCAUCUCAUUGUUCUUCUGCAGCUCUGAGGUCAUCGAUGAUGUCAUGAAGCUUUGAUGUAUAGAAACCAUACCAACCAAACGGCCAGUUCAUCCAAUCGUCAGACCUGGCUCUGGAGAGCCGGCGUCUCAGGAGAGGCUAAAGGACAGGACCCACGCCAGCCACCACAACAGCAACCCUAUCUCAGGAUAGGUUUUUCUUUCUUUCUUUCCUUUUUCUUUCUUUCUUUCUUUCUUUCUUUCUUUCUUUCUUUCUUUCUUUCUUUCUUUCUGUAGGACAGGACCCACGCCAGCCAGCGGAGCUAGUCCACCCUAUUUUCGGCCCUGGCUCGGGUCUCAGUGCGGUAUGACAUUGUCGAUGACUUUAGACUUUAUAAAGUGAAUGAUGGAUUACAUGAAUGACAUGUUGCCGUGGAAACCAGAUCAUGAUUCAUAACAAAACAUUCCGAGUUGCAGAAUCAUCUCAUAGUUCUUCUGCAGCUCUGAGGUCAUCGAUGAUGUCAUGAAGCUUUGAUGUGUAGAAACCAUUCCAACCAAACGGCCAGUUCGUCCAACCCGAUCGUCAGACCUGGCUCUGGAGGGCCGGGGUCUCAGGAGAGGCGAAAGGACAGGACCCACGCCAGCCACCACAACAGCAACCCUAUCUCAGCCAGCAGAGCCAGUCUACCCAAUCUUCGGGCCCAGCUCUGGAGAACGAUUUUCAGGAGGGGCUGAAGGACAGGACCCAUGUCAGCCACUGGAACAGCAACCCUGUCUUAGAUUAGUUUUUUUUGUUUCUUUUUUCUUUGUUCUUUUCUUCUGAAGGACAGAUCCCAUGCCAGGAACUUAGGAGAGGCUGAAGGACAGGACCUAUGUCUUCCACCGGAACAGCAACCCUAUCUUAGAUUAGGUUUUUCUUUCUUUUUCCUUUCUUUCUUUCUUUCUGUAGGACAGGACCCACGCCAGCCAGCAGAGCCAGUCUACCCAAUCUUCGGGCCCAGCUCUGGAGAAUGAUGUUCAGGAGGGGCUGAAGGACAGGACCCAUCUCAGCCACUGGAACAGCAACCCUAUCUUAGAUUAAGUUUUUUUGUUUCUUUUUUCUUUGUUCUUUUCUUCUGAAGGACAGAUCCCAUGCCAGGAACUUAGGAGAGGCUGAAGGACAGGACCUAUGUCUUCCAACGGAACAGCAACCCUAUCUUAGAUUAGGUUUUUCUUUCUUUUUCCUUUCUUUCUUUCUUUCUGUAGGACAGGACCCACACCAGCCAGCAGAGCCAGUCUACCCAAUCUUCGGGCCCAGCUCUGGAGAAUGAUUUUCAGGAGGGGCUGAAGGACAGGACCCAUGUCAGCCACUGGAACAGCAACCCUGUCUUAGAUUAGGUUUUUUUGUUUCUUUUUUCUUUGUUCUUUUCUUCUGAAGGACAGAUCUCAUGCCAGGAACUGAGGAGAGGCUGAAGGACAGGACCUAUGUCUUCCACCGGAACAGCAACCCUAUCUUAGAUUAGGUUUUUCUUUCUUUUUCCUUUCUUUCUUUCUUUCUGUAGGACAGGACCCACGCCAGCCAGCAGAGCCAGUCUACCCAAUCUUCGGGCCCAGCUCUGGAGAACGAUGUUCAGGAGGGGCUGAAGGACAGGACCCAUGUCAGCCACUGGAACAGCAACCCUAUCUUAGAUUAGGUUUUUUUGUUUCUUUUUUCUUUGUUCUUUUCUUCUGAAGGACAGAUCCCAUGCCAGGAACUUAGGAGAGGCUGAAGGACAGGACCUAUGUCUUCCAACGGAACAGCAACCCUAUCUUAGAUUAGGUUUUUCUUUCUUUUUCCUUUCUUUCUUUCUUUCUGUAGGACAGGACCCACACCAGCCAGCAGAGCCAGUCUACCCAAUCUUCGGGCCCAGCUCUGGAGAAUGAUUUUCAGGAGGGGCUGAAGGACAGGACCCAUGUCAGCCACUGGAACAGCAACCCUGUCUUAGAUUAGGUUUUUUUGUUUCUUUUUUCUUUGUUCUUUUCUUCUGAAGGACAGAUCUCAUGCCAGGAACUGAGGAGAGGCUGAAGGACAGGACCUAUGUCUUCCACCGGUACAGCAACCCUAUCUUAGAUUAGGUUUUUCUUUCUUUUUCCUUUCUUUCUUUCUUUCUGUAGGACAGGACCCAUGCCAGCCAGCAGAGCCAGUCUACCCAAUCUUCGGGCCCAGCUCUGGAGAACAAUGUUCAGAAGGGGCUGAAGGACAGGACCCAUGUCAGCCACCUGAACAGCAACCUUAUCAUAGAUAAGGUUUUUCUUUCUUUUUUCUUUCUGAAGAACAGGACCAACGCCAGGCAGCAGACCCAGUCCACCCGGUCGUCGGGCCCAGCUCCAGAAAAAAGGGGCCUCAGAAGAGGCUGUAGGACAGGACCCAUGCCAGCCACCAGACAAGGACCCAUGCCAGCCACCAGACAAGGACCCAUGCCAGCCACCAGACAAGGACCCAAUCAUAGAAUAGGUUUUUUUUUUCUUUUUCUUUUUCUUUCUGAAGGACAGGACCCAUGCCAGCCAGCAGAGCAAGUCCACCCGAUUGUCGGGACUGGCUUUAUAGCGCAUGCCUCAGGAAAGCCUGAAGGACAGGACCCAUGUCAGCCACUGGAACAGCAACCCUGUCUUAGAUUAGGUUUUUUUGUUUCUUUUUUCUUUGUUCUUUUCUUCUGAAGGACAGAUCCCAUGCCAGGAACUGAGGAGAGGCUGAAGGACAGGACCUAUGUCUUCCACCGGUACAGCAACCCUAUCUUAGAUUAGGUUUUUCUUUCCUUUUUCUUUCUUUCUUUCUUUCUUUCUUUCUUUCUUUCUUUCUUUCUUUCUUUCUGUAGGACAGGACCCACGCCAGCCAGCGGAGCUAGUCCACCCUAUUUUCGGCCCUGGCUCGGGUCUCAGUGCGGUAUGACAUUGUCGAUGACUUUAGACUUUAUAAAGUGAAUGAUGGAUUACAUGAAUGACAUGUUGCCGUGGAAACCUGAUUAUGAUUCAAAACAAAACAUUCCGAGUUCCAGAAUCAUCUCAUUGUUCUUCUGCAGCUCUGAGGUCAUCGAUGAUGUCAUGAAGCUUUGAUGUAUAGAAACCAUACCAACCAAACGGCCAGUUCAUCCAACCCGAUCGUCAGACCUGGCUCUGGAGAGCCGGCGUCUCAGGAGAGGCUAAAGGACAGGACCCACGCCAGCCACCACAACAGCAACCCUAUCUCAGGAUAGGUUUUUCUUUCUUUCUUUCCUUUUUCUUUCUUUCUUUCUUUCUUUCUUUCUUUCUUUCUUUCUUUCUUUCUGUAGGACAGGACCCACGCCAGCCAGCAGAGCCAGUCUACCCAAUCUUCGGGCCCAGCUCUGGAGAACGAUGUUCAGGAGGGGCUGAAGGACAGGACCCAUGUCAGCCACUGGAACAGCAACCCUAUCUUAGAUUAG